ACUUCUAUAUAUAUACCCAUCGUCAACAGCUAGGGUACAAAAGGGCCCCAAAUUCUCUCCGCUAAAAAUUCUUCCCUUCAACAAACGUUAAAACCAGAACAACAAACCACAAUUAAUUAAUCGCUAAGACGUAGCCACCGAUCGAGUUUUGUUUCAUAUUUCCACAGAUCUCAGAAAAUGGCGACGUUUGAGCUUUACAGAAGAUCAACGAUCGGUAUGUGCUUGACGGAGACCCUGGAUGAGAUGGUUCAAAGUGGUACUCUCAGCCCAGAGCUAGCUAUCCAGGUUCUUGUUCAGUUUGACAAGUCUAUGACUGAAGCUUUGGAAAGUCAAGUUAAGAGCAAAGUUACCAUUAAGGGACAUUUGCACACCUACAGAUUCUGCGACAAUGUUUGGACUUUCAUUCUACAGGAUGCAGUGUUUAAGAAUGAAGAUUCAGUGGAGAAUGUUGGUCGGGUUAAAAUAGUGGCUUGUGACUCAAAGCUACUCACGCAAUGAAGUUUUAGGAAUCCAUUUGUCUUGUGGUAGUAGAGGUGGAUGGCAGCAAGGAAGAAACCUGAGUUUUAGCUACCAUGGAAGAUUGAAUAUAAGUUAUAUAGCUAUCAGCCUUCGUAACUAUUUUUAUUUGAUGAUAUCAUGAUACAUUUGAUGAUGGUGCAUCCAGUGAUCAAUGUAGGAUGAUUAAUGUUAUCCUUCUUUGUUCAUUUUAUUCCUUGUCUUGAGAACAUGAAACACUUAUGGAGAUGGACACAACUUAGUGAUAAAAUCUUGAAACCCACGAAUUAUACAA
Messenger RNA from Hevea brasiliensis (rubber tree), 790 nucleotides. RefSeq names its product transcription initiation factor IIA subunit 2. The transcript is spliced from 4 exons. Gene Ontology annotation, cellular component: transcription factor TFIIA complex. Gene Ontology annotation, biological process: RNA polymerase II preinitiation complex assembly; transcription initiation at RNA polymerase II promoter. The record is from RefSeq and is a predicted model, not a curated record. NCBI's taxonomy places the organism in Eukaryota, Viridiplantae, Streptophyta, Magnoliopsida, Malpighiales, Euphorbiaceae. The coding region runs from base 178 to 498 and encodes 106 amino acids. Gene Ontology annotation, molecular function: RNA polymerase II general transcription initiation factor activity; TBP-class protein binding.